Erigeron canadensis is the source of this 1394-nucleotide messenger RNA. RefSeq names its product SHUGOSHIN 2-like. The transcript is spliced from 10 exons. Bases 162 to 1115 code for a protein of 317 amino acids. Lineage: Eukaryota; Viridiplantae; Streptophyta; Magnoliopsida; Asterales; Asteraceae. The record is from RefSeq and is a predicted model, not a curated record. Gene Ontology annotation, cellular component: chromosome, centromeric region; nucleus. Gene Ontology annotation, biological process: maintenance of meiotic sister chromatid cohesion; meiotic sister chromatid segregation.
GUUAAGAUUCAAAAUUAGGCUCGGAUCUUGCCUCCCCUGCUCUUUCUACUCCAUUUUCGUCUGUGUGUGUGCGAGAGACAGAGAGUGUGUACUGAAAACUAAAAAAAAUAAAAUUAAUUGAUGUAUAUUAAUAAAUUAGGGAUUUGUUAAUUUCGAUCAAAAUGGAAGGUAUUUCCGUUCAUAAUACCCAAAACGACGUCGUAUUCAAAGAUACGCCGAAAAUGGCGAAGGAAUCUAUUGGUAAUUCGGGGAGGAAAAUGCUUGCUGAUAUAAGUAACGUCCCCCAAAAACCGAAUAGUUUGGUAGAAAAUAACAACAAGUCUCGCCCCAAUUCCAUAACUGUCAAAGAAUUUAUCGACAAGCUCCAAAAGGAAAAUGCGACGCUCGUUAAGCUUUUAGCAGAUAAAAAUAGGAUUAUUGAUUUAAGUGGAACUGAGUUACACAAACUGAGGAUUACUUUGCAGAAGAUGCAGAUGCAGAAUUUGCAGCUUGCUCAGACAAAUAGUCAGAUGCUUGCGGAACUGAAUUCCGGCAAAGAUAGACUAAAAGACCUGCAACAUCAGCUUGGAUGCAAAAAUGGUUUGCUUGUUGCAAAACAAAAAGAGCUAGAGGGGAAAAGGAAAAUUACAACAUGUGAAACGAAAGAUGUUAAGAAGCUGAAAGUAUAUGAGCCUGAGGAGAUGGGAGUCUGUACAGUAGCAGAAAAAGAUAAAGAACAACAGUGUAAUACCAGCACAAGGCUAAAAUCCAAAAGUUUAGGGCCAUCAGUUAGAGAGGGCCCGGAAAAGGAUGUACGUGACAAUGGAAGGAUCCAAGCUAGAAGGCAGUCUGCUAGAUUUAAGCACGAGGAACCAAAGCCUAGAGAAGAUGUUUUUCAUGCAGACAAUGUGAAUCUCUCACAAUGUUCAUUAUCUGAUGAAAAAAUGCAUGAGGAUGAUUCAAGUUCAGUGGCUUUUUCUGUUAAGAAAGAGAAUAUAGAAGAUGACUUUUUACCAAAUAAAGUAACUCAAGAAAGUAGAAGAGCAUCUAUUUCAAGGCCAUCUCGUGUAGCAGCUAAGAAGGUUCAAUCUUACAAGGAAAUCGGCCUGCAAGUGAAGAUGCGGAGACCUGAGUAAGUUUGUUUCAAGUUUUUUGCUAUGAGGAAAUCAUCAUUUGACAACAAGUUGGUUUGAAUUCCGUUCAAUAUUUCUUUAGUUGGAGAUUGAGGAAAAACGUUCCUUUUUUGUAUCUGUAUGAUGUGUUAAACGAUUUAUUGGGCAUAUGAUAGCUAGCUAAUCGAAGUCAGUGCAGUUGAUUGUCAGUUGUAUGUUGACCAUUCUUAAUGCGCAAUACCGGUCUUAUUUUCUAAAUACGGGGAGUAUGUUUGAAAAUAUAUAACUUUUCUUCUUCUGGAA